This is a messenger RNA of Helianthus annuus (common sunflower), 1388 nucleotides long. RefSeq lists its product as uncharacterized. The transcript has 5 exons. NCBI's taxonomy places the organism in Eukaryota, Viridiplantae, Streptophyta, Magnoliopsida, Asterales, Asteraceae. The record is from RefSeq and is a predicted model, not a curated record. The coding region runs from base 3 to 1388 and encodes 461 amino acids.
UUAUGAAUGGUAGUAAAGAUAAUUCUGCUCAUGGUGGUGGUCGUGGUGCUGGUGGUGGUGGUCGUGGUACUGGUAGCGGUGGUGGUCGUGGUCUUCGUGGUGGAAAAAGAAAGCAAGUUGCAGCAGGGAAACGCAUUGAUGGUGACAUUGUUAUCGAUCUCAGUCUUAAUAGAGAUGCUGGUAAUAUUGCUAAUGGGAAACGAAGAUUCGAAAUGUUGGAUCCAAAAAAUCCCAAUAAGAAGGUAGUUGUUGAUCCAAAUCAUGUAUGGAGCCAUGGGCGUUAUUUGAUGAUACGAAAUCCAGAUGGUAAAUCAAGUGCAUUUGAGAGGGCCGGAGCUGCUGGUAGCUCUAGCCAAGUGGGUGAGGGUGAUGAGAUCACUAUGAUACAAAAUACAGGAGGUAAAACAAUUGCAUAUAAGCGAGUCGGAGCUGGUAGUUCUAGCCAUGCGGGUGAGGGUGAUGAGAGGGCUGAUGUAAGUGGGAUGGCUGAUGCCACUAUGCCUCAUGUGUCACGGGAUAAUAUUGAUGAUGAUGUUUUCGGUGAGGAUUCCGGUGAUGGUCAAGAGAGUGACCAUGGUGACGGUGGCGAUAAUGAUGGUGUUGGCGACGAGGGUGUUGGCGACGAGGGUGUUGGCGACGAGGGUGUUGGCGACGAUGGUGUUGGCGACGAUGGUGUUGGCGACGAGAGGGAAUUCAUACAAUGUGACAAAAACGGUUUUACAAACAAUAAGGUCAGCAGAAGUGUGAAGGAUAUUCUUGAACAGUGUUAUGAUGGAGAUUGGGUCACAUUUAAAAAGGUCCCACAAAGCGCCAGGAUGCGAAUGUUUGAUCGCUUUCGGACCAAGUAUAGAUGGCGUGCACGAGCUGAGCAAGCCAUAUAUGAUACAUUUAUCGACGUGCUCAAAAGUCGAUUUAGAGUUAUCAUGAGAAAUUUGAGAGAAAAAUCUAAACAAAAAGCUAAGGAUGCAAGGCGUGAAGUACCGGUUAAAGGAUACGAUAUUGCUACCCUAUUAGCAUUUCCACCUGAUGGCUUUCCCCUUGAAAAAUGGCAAAGGAUGUGUGAGCACUGGAACACGGAGAAAUGGCAAAAAAAGUCGGAAGCCGGGAGAUCAAACCGCAAAAAUGACUUAUGCCUUCAUACAGGCGGGUCAAUACGAUUUGAUCAACACCGUGUCAACAUGGAUAAAGAAAAUGGUAAAUCAGUUGGAUAUCUGAAAGUGUUCUUACAGACCCACGCCACUAAGGAAUGCAAAAAGAUGUUAAAAGAUGGGGAGAUAACUGAAAAAGAUUAUGAUCAGUUAAAGUUUGUUACCGAGCAUGCAAAACGUUCAUAUGUAAGCUCUUUUUUAUCAUUUAUUUAUAAUUAUUCUGACACUUUUACGAGUUGA